This is a messenger RNA of Acipenser ruthenus (sterlet), 1111 nucleotides long. Its product is annotated as pterin-4-alpha-carbinolamine dehydratase 2-like. NCBI's taxonomy places the organism in Eukaryota, Metazoa, Chordata, Actinopteri, Acipenseriformes, Acipenseridae. The coding region runs from base 370 to 780 and encodes 136 amino acids. Gene Ontology annotation, molecular function: 4-alpha-hydroxytetrahydrobiopterin dehydratase activity. Gene Ontology annotation, biological process: tetrahydrobiopterin biosynthetic process. The record is from RefSeq and is a predicted model, not a curated record. The transcript has 4 exons.
CAAAUCAAGCAGGAUUUGAUUCAUUUAAAUGAGUGCAACAGAAACGCACUAACUUUUACAAUCAAGUGAUAACAACUUCAAACAGGAUCAAGGAUAGAAGUGUAGCUAAUUAGGAUCGAGCUGCUUUACAGGCAUUUUUAGUCGCUAAGAUUCUUGUAUUGUUAAUGGUUAACCUCAAUUAACAACUGGGAAAUACUGGCGAAGUUUACUGUCUGUCUGGUCGCGUCUUUCUAUCGCAUGACGAAAUAUUUUUAAUACAGCAUGGCACUUAAAGGAAUAGAUUGAAACCGUUUCAACAGGCAGUCUGGAAGGCAGCCGCCUGGGUCCUAUUUGAUAGUAAGCUAGUGCUUUGCAGAGAACACACUAGAAAUGUAUUGGUUAAUGUUUACAAGCAGAAGCAUCGCUCCGGGCGUGAACUCUGCAUUCCUAAAACAUUUCAACACAGCCUCGGCCACGCAGUCGUCUAAAAUGGCUUCAGAUUCCCAUUGGCUUUCUCCUGCUGAAAGAGAGCAGUUUCUUCUGGAACUCAAAGCCACGGGCUGGGCGGAGGUAGAAGACAGAGAUGCCCUUUACAAGGAGCUGAGCUUUAAGAGCUUCAACCAGGCUUUUGGAUUCAUGACCCGGGUGGCUUUACAGGCUGAGAAACUGAACCACCAUCCCGAGUGGUUUAAUGUGUACAACAAGGUUCAGAUAACACUGAUAACACAUGACUGUGGUGGACUGUCAAAAAGAGAUGUGAAACUGGCUCAGUUCAUUGACAAAGUGGCUCUGACCAUGUAACCUGCAGUGUGUGGAUGGCUGUGCAAUGCUGCCACUUGGAGUCUGGUAUUACUGGACCUACUCCCUCAGGACAAUGGAUACACGUUUAUAGCGACUAGAAAGUUUCAGGACGGCUCCUCUUCAAGAAGCAGUAAAGCAGCAGCCCCUCCUUUGAUCCAGAGGCACGCCUGUGCACAUGCUGUGCUGAACACUGCACACUGAAUGAGACGAUCCUGGGGCUUUCAGAGGGGCGCUGUGGGGAGGUGAUGCUUCUCGCUUACUGCUAUUCAGGGCUGGAAACUAUCAUUUGUAAUGCUAAAUAUACAAAAUAAAAAAAGUUUUUUGGACACAA